AUGAUCACCAUAAUUGCAAUCACAAUACUUGCAGCAGCAGCAACUCCGCUAUCAUCUGCAACUCCGCCACCGACAACAUCGAAAUACUCAGCAGUAGCAGCUCCUCCAGGAGCACCACCUUCUCCCUCACCAUCGCCCUCACCACCACCGCCUUUCUUAUCAUCAUCACAAUCAGCAAUCGCAUCGUCUCCAGCGUCACAUUCCUCAGCAAGUUCUCCAUCAUUGUCAAUAUCACCACCGCCAUCCUCACCGCAUCCACCAUCAAUAUCAUCAGCACGUGCUCCACUAUCGCCUUCACCAGCAAAAUCCUCACAGCGCCACCAUCUACACCAGCGAUAUCGCAGUCUCUAA
This is a messenger RNA of Octopus bimaculoides (California two-spot octopus), 351 nucleotides long. RefSeq lists its product as uncharacterized. The record is from RefSeq and is a predicted model, not a curated record. Lineage: Eukaryota; Metazoa; Mollusca; Cephalopoda; Octopoda; Octopodidae.